UACAGUCAACAAUCAUCAUGGACAUUAUAAUCAUCACAUACUGUCAGGAGGAUCACCUCAGUUUGUAUUUUAUCAUGCAAGCUUUUCUCAGUUGGCGAUGGCUGUUGGGACGGUAAUAGUUGUUCUGAGCGUGCUCACUGUGGCUGUUGUGUGUUGUGUCUUGGUGUGCUAUCGGCGCAAACUGUCUCGAGGAUUUCAGCGCCAUAACUUGGCUACUGAAGAUCCCCUCAGCAAAAUAGAGAAAGGAACUGGAAAUAAAUCUGGCAAGGUUGGAAAGGGAGGAAAGAAAUGUUCAAAGAAACAGCGGAAAGGCCCCCAAGGACAUCCUAAACGUGGUAAAGUCAACACGGAUGGUUCGGGUGAAGUAGAGGAGGUGGAUUAUCUAAAGAAGAAGAUGAGGAAACAGCGAAGAGGUUCCCGGGGAUAUCUUAAAAACGUGAAAUCUGAUGACUCGUUUUUUGCAAAGGAGGAAGAUUUUCUGACGAAGAACUUAAAGAUACAGAGGAGCGUGUCCCGAGGGUAUGCUAUGGGGGCUAGAUCCAGUGACGACGAUUAAAGUGAUUGCUUUUCUGGAGGUCAAUUUGAUGGACGAGUUUCAUACUUUUGAGUGUAAACACUGUGAAAUUUUACACAGUCUAAACGUUUCACUACCGAUUUUUUAUUUCCAAUAUAUAUUUACAAAAACCAAGAAGUACCUAUGUUCAUAAGUUAAUCUCCUAUGUUUCCUCUCGCUUUACAAUUUGUGUUUCUUCGAGGUCUCACAAUUUCGUGAGAGACUUUUUUAUAUUUUGAUUGUGACUAAAAACAAAAUCCCAUGAUGGAAAAUAAAAAAUAAAUUUUAAUGUUUAAGAUUAAGUAAAAUUGUGAUUUUAC
This is a messenger RNA of Pocillopora damicornis (cauliflower coral), 873 nucleotides long. RefSeq lists its product as uncharacterized. NCBI's taxonomy places the organism in Eukaryota, Metazoa, Cnidaria, Anthozoa, Scleractinia, Pocilloporidae. The record is from RefSeq and is a predicted model, not a curated record.